Molecule: messenger RNA, 939 nt
Organism: Paramecium pentaurelia
Lineage: Eukaryota; Ciliophora; Oligohymenophorea; Peniculida; Parameciidae
Source: the annotation of a GenBank genome assembly
AUGUAAAAAACAUAGAUUGAUUCAGAAUCUGGAAGCAAUUCUACCUGGAAUAAUGAGGAAGAUUUAAAAUUAAAGGAUUUAAUUAACAUUCAUGGUGUUUAAUGGAAUAAAGUAGCAGAAAUAAUUCCAGGGAAAACUGAAUCUUAAUGCAUUUAAAGAUGGCAUAUGUUAUAAGUAAGAAUUCCAUGCUCAUCUAAAGAAUGAAUAGUAUGUAUAAUGGACAAAAGAGGAAGAUGAAGAAUUAUAAGAUUUUGUAUUGAAACAUGGUGAAAAUUGGAGUAAAUUAGAUUUAAUAAUGAAAAACAAAACAUAAAGUCAAAUACAAAAUAGAUGUAAUUAAUUAAAUAUUCCAUUGUUUAACAGACCUUGGAAUGAGGAGGAAGAUAAUUAAUUAUUCCAUUUAUUUGAUAAAUAUGGAACAAAAUGGAAUCAAAUUGCAUAAUUUAUGAAAUAUCGAUCUGUAAAGAAAAUUAAUUUCAUCUUUAGGAAAUCGAGGUAAAGAAUAGAUAUUAUUCAAAGCAUAAAUUAUCAGAACAUCAAAUGACUUUGGUAUUUAAACUAAAAUAUUCAUAGAAUUUGAAGAUGUCUGAUUAUGAAAUUGAAAAAUAAGAAGAAUUAGAAAGUAAAACAUUCAAAACUGAAAUUAAAUGUAAAUAAGAAUUAUAAAAUAUUGAACCUUAACCAAAUAAAAAAGUUGAUAUCAAAUAAUCUGAAUAAUAAUAAAAGGAUAGUAACAUCAGCUAUUUAUGUCCAAGAAAUUUUAUAUUUAAAUUUGAAUAGCUGUUUGAUUCUUCAUAAAAUGAACCAAAAAAGAUUGUAUGGAUACCAGUUCCAAUUAUUAGAAUAACAAAAAAGAAUCCUACAAUAAAUGAUAAUUUAUUAGAAUAAUCAGUUGAAAAUUUAAAAUAAGAGGAAGAAUUAUAAACUAAAAAAAAUUGA